Messenger RNA from Drosophila rhopaloa, 4710 nucleotides. RefSeq lists its product as uncharacterized. The coding region runs from base 1124 to 2332 and encodes 402 amino acids. The transcript is spliced from 4 exons. Lineage: Eukaryota; Metazoa; Arthropoda; Insecta; Diptera; Drosophilidae. The record is from RefSeq and is a predicted model, not a curated record.
GGGAAUGUUGUUCUCUCUCCAGCGCCAGCGCAGAGAUUUUUAGAGAUUUGGAGACAACAGUGUUGCUUUGCCACAUUGUGGGCGCAAUGAGUUUUCAGUUGGAGCGCAACGUUAGCCGGUGACGGGCGAUGGGAUAUAUGCGAUAUAUACGCGACUUAUACCCGAUAUACAAAGUAACGCCGUAGUAAUCAGCCAAGUCAGCAGGCGUAGGCGGAUCCAAAACAGUUGCACAACUACCGCAUUUCGUGAGGAAAAAAAUAAAUCUAUGAAAAUAAAUAUAUAUAGUGCCACAAGGUGUUUAAAAACCAAUUUCGAUGGGCUAAAAACCUCGAAGCCCACAGUUUAACCCUUCGGUGGAGCGGUGUGCCUGUUUUUUUUUAUUUGCGGAUUUCGUGUCGUCUGGUUUCCGUUCCCGUGCCAAAAAAAAUCGAUAAUUCCGUGCUGUAUCGGGUGUUUUGAGUACUACGCGUAAGGACCAAGUGUGCGCAAAAGAGAUUGUAAGAAAGAGAGAUUGUAAAUCACAGUUAAAGACUCAAAACUACAAACAUAAAAUUUAACUGACUAAAAAUGUAUUUUUCUACAUAAAAGUCAAGUACCAGAAAAUUAAUAAGAAACCUGGUUUUAAAAUCAUAAAAAUGCUUUUUUAACAUUACCACAGAGAGAAUUCUCUCACCGCUACCAUUUCUCGUUAUCUACCGAAUUACAACCAAAGAGAGAGUAAGAGAGAAAGUGGGAGGAGAGAGCACGUAAACGUGAUUGAAAUUUUUGCACAAAAAGGAAGCGCCGCUUACGCUUUACACGCGGGUUAAGAAGAAGAAUUGCAAAACGAAGCAGCGCGUAAAAAUAACAAACAAAAAUACAUGCGGAGGCGUAUAAAUAGAAACAGCGUGUAAAGCGCAACGGCAAAGAAGUCGGUAGUAUGUAGUAAUAGUAGUAGAAAAAGAAGGCGAAGGGGAAGUAGCAGGAGGAGGAGAAGAAUAACGAAGUAGACGUCGACUGCGACGCCGACUGCGACUGCGGCGUCGUAGUAAGUUUUUCUCCUGUACGUGUGCGCUGCGUGGGUGCAUCGUAUUUGUUGUGUGCGUGUGGCAUGUGAACCGAAUAAAAGCCAAAGCGGAAAACCAUGAUAAAGUUUGUCAGGCAGAAAAAUCGCGAAAACACACUAAGGGUAUCCAAAAAUUUUAUGCGUAAAAAGCGUGAAUCGAAUGACUCUGGCACCGAAUCUGAUGGUGAACUCCUCGAUGUGGAAAACCAACGUCACUUAGACGUGGAUAUGGAAACUAGUGUUGCUGGCCAGAAACCAAUCGCUCCUGCAAUGAUGUGUCACCAGCAGACGUCGUCAUCCUGCGCCCAUCUCAUGUACGACCAGCACAGUUCCGAGGAGGAGCUGGAGGUGAUCAACGGGCCGUCCUCGCAGGCUGGUCAGCAUCCCGGCGGAACGACGGCCACGGGCUCUUCGUGCGUCUCCCGGAUUUCGAAUCGCGGAUGCACUUCCUCUCUGGACACGGAGGCGCCCUACGAGGAGCGGGCCACCACAUCCAACUCGAAGCGCUCCAGCUCCACGCUGAUGGUGGAGAAUCGCAAGCGAUCGCUGGCUCACAGCUCCGACGAUGAGUUGCGCAACUCGCUGGAGCCAAUAUUGACGCCCGUGAAUUUUCGCACAUCGCCGCCAUUGGAGGCAUUCAAGCCAAAUCGUAGCCAUAUGAUGUUCCGCUCCACAACGCCACUGAUAUUAUCGGAGGCCCGAUGUGGCAUCGAAAAUAUUAAAUUAUGUGAUAAUAGUGUAAACGAGGAGAAUGGCGACAACGGCGGCGGUGGCGUGGCAGCCAAUAGCAGUAAGUGUGCUAAGAUUGGUGCAGGAAACACCAUCGGAACGGGAACCGGAACCGGAAAUGGCAACGGUGCCAAUGAGAACGAGCCGAGCGCGAGUGUGAUCAAGGCGUGCAGCAGCUCGCUAAAGAUGAGCAACAGCAGCCACCACAUUUACCAGCCGCAGCCGAAGUAUAGUUUCCACUACAACAGCUCGCGGAGCAGUCCGGCCAGCACCACCGGCUUGGAUAUGGAGGUGCGAUCGGUCAGUCCGCCGGCGAAAUUGUUCCACUGCGCCAUAUCGCCCAGGCGGCGACCCAGUAACAAUGCCAGUGGUCAACCCGGCGGGGGCGCCACAACAAUAUCACCGUCAUCGUCAUCAUCAUCAGCCACAACAACGACACACAAUGCUGCCAAUUCCGCCGGAAAUGCCGCCAACGUCACCGCCGCCGCCACCCAGAGACUGCAGCGACCGCAUCGGCCGUGUUUAGAUUUUGAUAAGAUGCAGCAGGUUAGUCUCUAAUGCAGAGCACGCUAACACCAGAUCAGCCGGAAAAGGGACAGAGUCGUGGGAGGAUGGGGGGCGAAUCAAAGACUUUUUAUACGAACCAACAACCACAGCAACAGGCCACUGAAACUGAAACUGCAAUGGGAGGAUUGCUGAAGUACCUAGGGGUUAAUGAAGGCCCUAGAUAACUGGCAGCUCGGAAACAACCGGAGCAGGUUGAAGGACUCAAACAGCAAGAGGAAAAUAUCAUCAAAUCAAAUUAUAUAAAUCUAAAGGUAAUUCAAAUUUUAACGCAAACCAACAAAACAAAGAGAGAAACCUAAAAUUUACAAUAGAUGCAGCUAUUUUUUCACAAUUUUAAACUGAAAACUGUAACAAAAAUGCGAACGAGGAUCGAAACGUUGAUGAAAAAACAAUAGAUUUAAAAGCUCCGGGGCGUAAUGCAGAUCGAAAGUUGAUACAAAAAGAAUAGAUUUCCAGGGGGCUGUAAAGAAAGAUAUUCAUAUGCAAGUCAUAUGGAGAAAAGGAUCACAAAAAUUGAUUAAAAAUAAAUAUAAGUAGGGUCUGGGGGUGUGUAAAGAAAAGGAGUAAAGAUUUAGACGAUAAAAGGCCAGCCAGUGGAAACUGUGAACUGUAAAUAUUGUAUUUGUGAGGGAUAAACCAAAAAACUUUUGAAGAAUUGGCAUGCCAUCGAUAGAAGAACGAGCGAAGUUGAAUGUAUUUUAAUUAUUUUAAAAGCCGACGAAAAACACUUUUGGUGAUGUGGCAGAAGACUCAAAACUUGAAAAAGAGAAUAAUUAUAUUUCUAUAAAAUGAUGGAAAGCUGAGAAAACUGUGAGCGGCUUGAGGGAAAGUGGGAAAUAUGGAAAGGAAAUAGCAUAGCAAAACACUUGGGACGAAGAAAUAGCAACAGCAACAAUGUGAAGCAACAAUAGAAACUGAAAUAAUAUAAACAAAACAAAUGCAAACAGAACUUUUUGUAUGAGAAACAAGGAGCCCAAAAAGACACUGUCGCAGCGACAGUUUAAAAACAGUUAAAAUAUGUGUUUAAUGUACAACAUAAAAUAGCAAGCUAUUUUAUAAACAAUAUUCAAUUUAUCCACAAUUAAGUGAAUCAAGAAACGACAAACAAACAAAACCAAAAAGCUGCCAUUAACAUUCAUGCAUACGAUUAAAACUCUUUAGUUUUACCAAUAUGAUUGAUGAUUGCUUAAUGGGAAGACUAGUAAACGCAACAAUUAAACAAUUGGCAAAUGUUUGCAAGCUCAUAUGUGUAUUAGUAAAGCAUAAUUACCUUUCUUUGUCAAGUAAAUGAAGAAACAAAACAAAAAGGAACGCAUCAAGUAAACCCAUAUUCAAUUCAAUAAAAACCGAAAGAAAUGAAAAAAACCAAAACCAGUAAAUGUGUGCAACCAUAGCAAAGCAAAACAUACAUUUUUAAGUACCAUAUAUAUGUAAAACCAAGCAAUGAAGCAAAUCCAGAGCGAAAUAUUCAAUGUAAUGCUAAUUUUAAAUCAUAUUUACUAAAGAAAAGCAGGCAAAAUUUAAGUUACAUUCAAAAGUAGUCAAUGGAAUCGCAAGUUUCGUAUGCUAAUUUUUUCAAUAACCAUCUCAUGCCCACUAAAAAUGUUUCACACACCACCACCCAACAUACAACACUUGAAACUCUCAACACAUUCAACCUACCAAAACAGCAUAAUCCACACCACCAAGACACCAAGAAUAAAUAUAAUAAUAGCGGGGAAUCGAUCGAGAUGAUGGAAGUCAGGCUGGGAGAUGCGAAGUGCAGAUAUGAUACUGAUACUAGGAAUGCAGUUUUCGUAAUUUUUAAUUAAUUAAACAAAACAAAGAGAGAAAGAACAGAUGAAUUAUAUUAUAUAUGUGUAACGAACGGGAGAAUCGGAAGAUAUCAUGGACUGAGCGUACAUAAAGCGUGGAAAAGAUAGGAAGCUGGUGAAGCAUUCAAUACUAGGAUUUUAGUUUAUAAGCUCUAAAGCGAUGGAAAUUAUUGUGAGAACGGCUAACAAAUACGGAAAAAGCACACACAAAUCUAUGGAAUGUUUGGCUGCGGGGCGUUUAUGUUGAAUAUUUUUGAGAAACAAAACAAAAACGACAAAAAAAAGUGAAAAACAAAUUAUGUUGUAAACAAAGAAUACAAAGAUUUCAUUGCGUUUUGGGCCCAACUGACAGGCGCCCAAAUACUUGUGUUGUACAUAGUUACAUUAAUAAUAACAAUAUAUAUUUAAUAUAUAUAUAUAUACUUACUCAUUAACAAUUAAGUCGAUGAACGGUACAAGUGCAAAAAGAGAGAAAGAAGUAUGAAAAACAAAAACAUUUGAGAAAAAAUGAAUGAAAUGAAGAUGACACAAAAACAUAAAAAAAUAAUAAAGAAA